Fusarium subglutinans is the source of this 1308-nucleotide messenger RNA. Its product is annotated as conidial development fluffy. Bases 1 to 1308 code for a protein of 435 amino acids. The record is from RefSeq and is a predicted model, not a curated record. Gene Ontology annotation, biological process: regulation of DNA-templated transcription. Gene Ontology annotation, molecular function: zinc ion binding; DNA-binding transcription factor activity, RNA polymerase II-specific. The transcript has 4 exons. Lineage: Eukaryota; Fungi; Ascomycota; Sordariomycetes; Hypocreales; Nectriaceae.
AUGCAGAGGCUCCCCAAUCUCGCCCCAGCUCCCUCUAAGCCCGAACCCCCGGCACCAUCACAGCCUCAAUCAAAGACCGUACGCCCGCGGGCAGCCCGGGCCUCAUCGUCCCGCAAGUACGCGACGAACCAUGCUUGUGUGCCGUGCCGUAAGACGAAGACCAAGUGUGAUGGGAGACAUCCCUGCGCGAGGUGUGAGCUCAGCAGCAAUGUCUGCACCUACGAUAACAAGGUGUUGUCGGGGGAGACGCUGAAUAGAUUGACCAAUGCCGUGAAUGAGCAGAAGGGGAGGCUGAAUCAGCUUGAGACUAUACUCGCGGCUAUGAGGAAUGGUACGGAUUCUGAAGCUGCUGAGGUUAUGUCUUGGAUAAGGAUAGGUGAAUCUGUUGAUGCCAUUGUUUCUUACAUUGAGUCAAGGUCUCGGGCUGUUGUUGUGCCUCAGAGAGCAGAAUGGCUCGACGGCACCACCUUUGAAGCCGACGGCAUGAACAUCGACCUGGGUUCCCGUACAAAGAGCUACUUCUCCUCCUACCACUUCGGCAACCUCCCCUUCUCCAGCGGUAUAAAGGCAAACCACUAUCCCGCCGUCGCCCAGCAAAGCCAGCUGCAAAACUACUACGCCAAGCAUAACUGGGCAAUGAUGACCGCCAACGACGGACACGGCGUUGAUUCUGUGACGAAGGCUUGGGCAGAUACGCUCAAGAAGGCGAGGCAGCUGGUUAUAGAGGGAGCGAAGCCUGAUGAUCUGACGGGGACGUUUCCGUGUGUGGCGGCGCUAUUUGAUAAGGAUGAGUAUGAGACUGCGCCGAUGAUAAGUAAAUGGGCUGUUCAGUUCAUUUAUAGUGCGAGGAGGCAGGAUUACUCGUUUACGUCCAUGGCGGCGGUGUGGGUUGUUUGGGUUGUGAUGAGAUGGCAGAUCAAUCCGACUCCGCAGACAUACGCUGACCUCCCUGACUGGAUCCGACCAACAGAACUCCAAGUGUUCGUCCCUCACAUCGACAUGCUGGAUUGUAUAUCAUGGCCGUACUUCCGAGACUACGUAAUCCAACAUCCCGAAAUGCAACACGGCGAGUUGCAAUGGCUUGCAGCGUGUACUUCUGGAGUACAAGUGAACUGGCGCGGCACAAUUGAGGACGCGCUCUGUAUUGAUGGCCCGACGGGACGGAAGCGGUUCACAGCAGAAGCUGAGGCGACGAUUAGAGAUCUGCAGGAAUGGUCACUUGCUGCAUCGUAUCGCGCCUUCAUGCCUGGAAUCGAUGGGCAGAUUCCUAUCAGAACGGCAGAAGACGCUGGGGCUAAACAGGUGUAA